Messenger RNA from Dothidotthia symphoricarpi CBS 119687, 1299 nucleotides. RefSeq lists its product as uncharacterized. Gene Ontology annotation, molecular function: RNA binding. The transcript has a single exon. The record is from RefSeq and is a predicted model, not a curated record. Bases 1 to 1299 code for a protein of 432 amino acids. NCBI's taxonomy places the organism in Eukaryota, Fungi, Ascomycota, Dothideomycetes, Pleosporales, Dothidotthiaceae.
AUGACGUCGUACGAGGAGUUCGCUGUCGCGAAGAAGGAGCGCAAGGAAAAGAAGGACAAGAAAGACAAGAAGCGGUCAAAAUCAGCUCCCAAGGUCGAGCCCGUAGAGAUUGUCGAGCCCGACACAGACGACGACGCAGACACACCAGCAAAGAAGCGCAAGCGAGACGCUCUUCCCGACGAGAUUGAGAUAGACGUGGACCUUCCCGAGCCUGCUUCCAAGAAAGCCGCCCGCAAAGCGAAGAAAGCGAAGCUGAACCCCACGCCCGCCGCCGCCGAUGGCACCGAAGCCUCAACAGGUGCAAAGCCAGGCGUCGAGAUCGCCGAGGCAGGGAAGCGCUCAGAGUUUGGCGUCUGGAUUGGCAACCUGCCGUGGUCUGCGACAAAAGAUUCGCUCCGCAAGUUCUUGGUCGAGAACACCGAAAUCACGAGCGAGCAGAUCACCAGGGUACACCUGCCGCCACCCACGAAGCCAGUGAACCCCAGCUGGACCACCAAGCCGUUGAACAAGGGCUUCGCAUACGUCGAUUUCUCCACAGAGUUGGCUAUGUACACGGCCAUUGCCCUGACUGAGACCAAGAUGGACGGUCGCGCUCUGCUCAUAAAGAAUGCCAAGAGUUUCGAGGGACGGCCUGACAAGCCCAAGACAGAGGUCGAAGAGAGUGGCGGUCGCGGAAAAGGCGCGGUCAAGCAAGCACACCCCCCAAACAAGCGCGUGUUCAUCGGCAACCUCUCGUUCGACGUCACCAAGGAGGAUCUUCAAACCCACUACACACAGGUCGGAGAUCUUGAGCACAUACACAUGGCCACCUUUGAGGACUCGGGCAAGUGCAAGGGCUAUGCGUGGGUAACGUUCGGAGAUGUCGAGGCUGCAACCGCGGCUGUCAAUGGCUUUGUGUACAAGACCGAGGCUGAACUGUCCAAGAACAAAAAGGCUCGCGAUGGCUCCGACGACGAAGACGAUUUGAAGAAGAGCAAUAAGAAGAGGAAAUGGUUUCUCAACAAGUUCAUGGGCAGAGAGCUGCGCUGCGAGUUUGCCGAGGACGCAACCACACGCUACAACAAGAGAUAUGGCAAGGAGAAGGAGCCUGAUGCCGUUGACGGCGUGAACCCAGAUCGAUGGCAAAACUUCUCAAAAGGUGGUGGUGACAGAAAAAGUGGUAAGAAGGAAGCGCGGGAGUGGAAGCCGCGUGAGAAGGUUGACCCACGAACGAUCAAGAGCGGUGCAGCGCAUACUAAUGCUCAGCGUGCCAGUCACGCAAUUGUGGAAUCACAAGGCAAGAAGACUACAUUUGAGUGA